Mobula hypostoma (lesser devil ray) is the source of this 2698-nucleotide messenger RNA. Its product is annotated as complement C1q tumor necrosis factor-related protein 7. The coding region runs from base 602 to 1498 and encodes 298 amino acids. Gene Ontology annotation, molecular function: protein binding. The record is from RefSeq and is a predicted model, not a curated record. The transcript has 7 exons. Lineage: Eukaryota; Metazoa; Chordata; Chondrichthyes; Myliobatiformes; Myliobatidae.
GUCCAUUUGUAGCUCUUGUGAGUAAUGCAUGGGAUCAAUCUGACAGUGAAUGUAUCAGAGUCUGCUGCAUUCAUUAGUUUUUUACAACCUGCAACUAAUCAUUUUCCAUUGAGACCUUUCCGCAAGCAUGUUUGGAAAUAUUUAAAGAAGCAAUUGAUAUGAUCCUUAUUCUGAAGCGAAAUCCAGUCUUUGAAUAAUCUUCCAAAAGUUCUGAGUACUGUAAUUGCAUUUGCAAGCGACUACUGCCUGAAGGUGGUACUGAGGAACUGCGAAUGGAAACAAACAAUUGUAUGAUCAUCCGUGAACAUUCUUAACCAGUGCCGUUGAAGAUGGUUGGGUCCAGGACACUGCCCUGAGUGACUGAUGCAGCCAUGUCUGAUAUUAUGCCCAUAUUUUGACUAAGGCUGUGACAGGUCUGGAGCUACCUAGUCCCGGUGAUACCCAAACUAAACAUCAGUCAGCAGCUUAUUGGAGAGUCAGGGCCAGGCUAAGGCAUCUGUUGUGGAGUGGUUCUGUCGGUCAGCAUAUAGACAAAAGCCGAACUAACAUAAAAUGCACAGAAAUUGAAAGGCAUUUGAAUGAGAAAAUUGUGAAGAAAUUGAUGAAGAAAAAUUCCAAAAUGUUAGUCGUGCUCUACCUGGUGGCCAUUGUGUACUGUGUAACUAGCCAAUCUCUUCUGAUUAAACUCAAAGGAGAGCGGAGAUACACCAAUAGCAUUCCCAAAUUAAUAUGUAGUGCUCCUGGCUUUCCCGGACUCCCAGGGCCAUCAGGAGCAAAUGGAACACCUGGCCCACAUGGGCACAUUGGAUUACCAGGCAGAGAUGGGAGAGAUGGAAGACCGGGUGAAAAGGGUGAGAAAGGGGCAGCAGGGAUAAGGGGGAAAACUGGACAUGAUGGACACUUGGGUGAUAAAGGGGAUAAAGGACCAGCUGGGAAAGCUGGAAUUCGAGGGCAGGGUGGCUUGAAAGGAAAAUCAGGACCCACAGGAUCUUCAGGACCAAAAGGAAACAAAGGACAGAAAGGAGACCCUGGACCCCCUGGUGUUUGUAAAUGUGGGAGCUUGGUACUCAAAUCUGCCUUUUCUGUUGGCAUAACUACCAGCUACCCAACAGAAAGAACACCCAUUAUAUUCAAUAAAAUCCUCUUAAAUGAGGGUGGUCAUUACACCCCUUCUUCUGGAAAGUUUAUAUGUGCCAUUCCAGGGAUUUAUUACUUUUCUUAUGAGAUUACCCUGGCUAAUAAACAUCUUGCACUUGCACUAGUGCAUAACGGUGAAUAUCGUAUAAGAACCUUUGACGCUAAUACAGGAAAUCAUGACGUAUCUUCAGGAUCUACUGUAAUGUACCUGAAGCCAGAAGAUGAAGUGUGGCUGGAGAUCUUUGAAUAUGAACAAAAUGGUCUAUUUUCUGAUCCUAACUGGACUGACAGUUUAUUUUCUGGGUUUUUGCUUUAUGCUGAUGCUGAUUACCUGGAUGCUUUGGCAGAAGAUGAACUUUAGUACAAAAAGGGCCAUAUAUUUUAGUUUGAUUUGCAAGUCAUUUGUCAAGAUACAUCAUAAAUAUUUAAUGGUAAAAUUUAGCCAUGUUUGAAAUACAUAAAAUUGUUCUAUUUCUCACUGGGUGCUCUACUUUGGAAUUCAAAUGGAAUUUGCCUACUAAAUAUUGCCCAAUCUUGUUUCAUUUUCUAGUGGACUUAAUUAGAAGUGGGGUAUUUGGAAUAAACCCUGAUAAUGAUAUUUCACAUAUCCAGUUCAAAAAUACAGGCACAAUUACAAGUUUUCACAUUAGUAUGGCUCAGAAGUUUUCAAAGACAGUGUAAACAGCCCUGAUAUCCUGAAUAUCCAAAACUUAAAUAUCAUUCAAUUGAAACUACAUUUUACAUUUUUGUUUAUUGAUAUCAUUUGAAUCAGGUUUUAGUUUGAUUUAGGGCCAAUUACACUUUUUUUUUAAUUGCAGCUUAUUUGGCAAGUUCUCCAAUGACUGAAAUUUGCUUUUCUUUAUACAUAAAACAAUGAUGAAUUUUGCUUUUCCCAACAGAUCCAUACCCUGAAUUCUCUUAACAUCAUUUGUUAAUUUGGUAGUAGUAACUCUAUUUUAAUGAAUUAUGCCAUAUUUUAUGCAAACCAAUGUUUUAUGGAAAGGUGGAAAAUGGGCUUUCUAUCCAAUAUAUAUGAUGCUAAUGUAUGUUUUAUUCAUAACAACAAAGGCAAAGUCACAAGGGUUUCAUUUUUUUUCCAUUUCCAUGGUUAUAAAAAACAGCAGAUAUCAUUAAUCAGAUAUCAGCAAGUAAAGUGCACAAAAGAAAUUCAAGUGUGGAAAAUCACGCAUCUAUAUUGAAUUCUAUCAGGACAGUUUUCAAUUAAUUUGAUAUUUUACAACACAGCAGUAAAGACAAAUCAGGAUCUCUUGAACUGAUAGCUUGGAAUUUUUCCUCAAUUAUCUUGAGGAGUCAGCUUGAAUUGUUGCAGGGUAGUAAAUUCCCUGACCCAUAAUUCAUAAUGGAGCAGUGCAAUCAGAGGGUGGAUAGGUUGGAAACAGGUAGCAAACUGUGCUGCUCUGAUACUCUUACUCUGUCUGCAAACUCCCACUGGCAGCUAGGAUUGGUGAAAUUUGUUCAUGAAUUUUAUUUCAAAAUGCUAAUCAAUUAUACAAUGAAAAUAAUAUUUCAAUGAUAUAUGAUGAGAGAAUGGCUUUUUCAU